AUGGACUUUGAGGCUCCACCACCAUUCGUUGGAGCGUUGGAGGAGCCUCCGGAUUCGGAAUGUGACGCUCGGCUUACAGUCGACGACGAGGACGACAGUAUACGGGAACUCGAAAUUCCUUCUGAUCUGCCCUGCACUUCCAGCACAGUGUCUUCUCCUGCCCCCAGUCUUUGUUCAGUUAAACAAAAAUCACCGCAUUCAAAUGUAGAGUGCCACACUGAGGUGUCUGAUGAUCAAAAUCCUGAUCAUUGUACGAAUGGGAUAGCAGACGAUGAAGAAGACAUACCAACUGCUUCGGACUUUCUUGCUGACGACAAAGAAGAAGACAGGUUAGCAGACGACGAGGAGGAAGAGAGGUCAGCAGGCGUUAACAUCGAGGGAGAAGAUGACUUUGACGACGAUUUCGGUGACUUUGCUGGAAUCGAUACUGAUAUUCCUCAUCCAGAACCUGCAGGUUCGUCGUCGGAGUUACCGCCAAAAGAAAACAGUGCUGAGGGUUGCAAUGAGCCGGAUCAAUAUGGUUUGGUAAGGCAGCCGAAUGCUGUUGGACGCGGCUCAUUACCUCCGCUUUCAACGUCCACUGUUCUGGAACCAACACCGUUCACUGCUAAUGGAACCACGUACAAUGUGAAAGCACCAAGGAACGCCCCCGCAGCCGAGCUGCGAUCCAGACCAAUGAAAGACAUUUUAAUGCGUUAUUGUGGGCUAUUUGCUUAUGCAGCUUAUCGUUCUUCUGCUCUUCUUGACGUGGACUUUCUUUCGGCAAAUAGUGGAGGCGGCUGUUCGUCAACUAUAUCCACUUUACAGAAAGAAUUAGAUCAGCUCGGGCUCACAUCCACUGAACCUCCCACAUUACGGAAACCGGCUAGUCAACCAACAAUGUUGGACAUGUUGAUGGCGUCGGCCACAAAUACAUCAAAACGCAACAGUCGGCAGCCAUCUGAGUUAUCGUUGGACGCGCGUGCCCUACACGAUCAAUUGCCAGAUCUUGACUUUUUGCGAGCCAAUAUGAUCAUGUUUCCGUUGGGUGGAAAUCGAUCCAAUGAAUCCUGA
Molecule: messenger RNA, 1053 nt
Organism: Ostertagia ostertagi
Lineage: Eukaryota; Metazoa; Nematoda; Chromadorea; Rhabditida; Trichostrongylidae
Source: the annotation of a GenBank genome assembly